Molecule: messenger RNA, 1560 nt
Organism: Saccharomycopsis crataegensis
Lineage: Eukaryota; Fungi; Ascomycota; Saccharomycetes; Ascoideales; Saccharomycopsidaceae
Gene: RBS1
Product: Rbs1p
Exons: 1
Coding region: 1-1560 (519 amino acids)
Biological process (GO): galactose metabolic process
Molecular function (GO): nucleic acid binding
Source: RefSeq, a predicted model, not a curated record
AUGGUCGAAGGAUUGCCAGCUAUUCCUGUCACUUCAAAUCUGGAAGCUACUCCCGAAAUGGAGUUGGCCAAACAAUAUAAUGUCUCAAAGAGUUUGUUCGGGGCGUUGUUCAAUACCAAAGAUCGUCAAUUUGUGCUAAAGUUAGAAAGCUCGCUAUUAGACUUCAUUGAAUCAAAUGUCAACUCUUACAAAUUGAGUCCUAUGAAUUCAUAUUUCAGAUUAUUGACACAUCAAAUCGCUGAAUAUCAUGGACUUAGACACAUAUUAUCUAAUGACGGAGCUUCCGUCGUUGUUUUCAAAACAUUCACUCCUCCAAAUCAAUUGAAUAUCACUGGUGAUGAAGAUAAAUUAAUAGCCGGGGAAGAUGCCGCUCAAGAAGCUAAUAAAAGCGAAGGCUCCGAAGAUGAAAGCAAGAAAAAAGAAGUCUCUAAUAAGGAAGAUGGGACUGAAAAAAUUGAAAAAAGCGCACCUAAACCAAGAUUAGCGGACAUUCCAAUUCCUAAUGGUGUCUUGAGUAAAAAAAUUCAUCCAGGUUACAAGAAUCAAAAUAAUUAUACAUAUCAAAGAAAUGCCAAUGGCACAUACAGAAACAAUCAACAGAUCUAUGUCAAUGGAUAUAAUAGAUAUUACAAUGAAAAGGCCAUGGAUGCUUCACCAGAAGACCAGGCCGAUGAGCAAAAUUCUGAUACAAUUAAUUCACAGGUCAAUUCAAGUAGCAGUCUGAUAAACUUACAAAAUGUGAAAAUUAUGAAAAGAAAUGGUCAAGAAAAGUAUAUUGCCAACGAUAAAAAUGGUGAAAGUAAAGAAAUGUCAGAUCUUAACAGUAGUGUGGAAGAAUUAAGUUUGAACCUGGACAAAACUGCCGACUCCAAAAUAACAGAACUUCAGCAUGAAAGAGCUUCCAAGGAAGAGCUAUACAAAAAAGCCAAAGAAAGAAUAUAUAGUGAACAGAAUGACGAAGGUGAUCAAGCUGAAGACGGAGAAGAAGAUGGAGAAGGAGACGAAGAAGAAGAGGGGGAUAAUUCAGACCAGAAGCAGAAUACCUUUAAACCAGAAUAUAAAAAGCAAUAUCAACCUAGACAUUAUAAUAGCAGGAACUAUUAUCAUAAUAACCACUAUCAAAAAUACAACCAAGGAUAUAAUGGGUACAUUGACAACAAAAAUAAUUUCAAUAACUAUAUGCCUCAAAGACCAAUGAUGAAUGCACCAAUGUAUCCACAAAUGUCACCUCCUUCACAACAUUCUCCAUAUUUACCUAAUCAACAGCUACCAAUGAAUGCCUAUUAUGCAAGCAUGGCAACUCAAGGCCAUCUUCCUCCUCCUCAUCCAUCUCACCCUCAAUUUAUGGGACAACCAAUGAAGUACCAAUAUUCCCAGCCUCCUCCACAAAUGUAUUCUCCAAUUCCCCCAAAUAUGGCAUAUUAUGGUGGCGGCCCAGUGAUGAUGAAUAAUAACCAGGGUCGUAGGUUCAAUAAAAAUUCUAGAAACUACAACAAUAACAAUGGUCUGGGAAAUGGUUUUAAUAAUAGCGAUAAAGUCGAUGAUGGAAACAAAAAAUGA